This is a messenger RNA of Anolis sagrei ordinatus, 9599 nucleotides long. The record is from RefSeq and is a predicted model, not a curated record. NCBI's taxonomy places the organism in Eukaryota, Metazoa, Chordata, Lepidosauria, Squamata, Anolidae.
GUAUUUACAAGGACUCACGCAGGACGUUAACUUUUAAGAUGUCAUCAUAGUUAAGAGCACUCACAUUAAGAAGCUGCACUGAGAUGAACAUUGUGAGAAAAAUCAAUUUCAUGAUACCGUGGGAUGUAUUUUGGCUUCAUUUUCUGUUCUUUUGUUUGAAAGGUAAGUUGUUUUGGACUGUGAGGCAUUUAUACAAUCUUUGUUCUUGCCCUCAGGAUUGCCUUAAUGGAGCAGUUUGCACUGAGGCAGGAGUGUGUGACUGUGAGACAUUCCAGGCACAGGGGGAACGGUGCCAAAUUGUUGCAAAUGCUGGCAAAGACAGAGAUGGCAUUUGCAAAUCAUGGGGACAGUAUCACUUUGAAACAUUUGAUGGUAUCUACUACUACUUCCCAGGAAAUUGUUCUUAUAUUUUUGUGAAAGACUGCGGUGAUCCAGAGCCUCAAUACACUGUGUGGAUAAAUAACAGUCCACAUUGUGUUGGUUCAGUAUACUCCUGUUUGCGGUCAAUCAGCUUGUUUUUUUCAAAUCACGAGGAAAUACAUAUAUUUCGUCAUGAAGUAAUAAAGGGAAAAAUUAGGUUGACAUUGCCCCAGACAAUUGGAAAUAUUUUCAUUGAGCGAUUAGCAGAUUAUAUUCUGGUGAAAACUACCUUUGGCUUUUCCCUGGCUUGGGAUGGAAACACUGGAAUUUACAUUAAACUAACAGAAGAACACACAGGGAAAACAUGUGGUCUCUGUGGAAAUUAUAACAACAAUACAGCAGAUGAUUUUGUAAUACAAAAUAGUGACUAUUCAGAAGAUAUUGCUAAAUUUGCAAACAGUUGGUUGGUGGAAACUCCAAAUCACGCAGCUUGUGUAGCUACUCCCUCUGAUUUUCCCAGUCCUUGCUAUAUUGAUGCACAGUCUUAUGAGGACAUCUACUUCAAGUGCCAAAUACUCUUGCAGUUUCCUUUCUUUAGCUGCCAUCGAAGCAUAGACCCUUAUCCAUAUAUUUCCAGCUGUAUGAAUGAUCUUUGUAGAGAGAAUGAUGAUGAAAGUUACUGCCGUGCAGUGACAGAAUACACUCGAUCAUGUUCGCAUGCAGGCUAUCCAAUACGAGAUUGGAGAGAUGAUUUUCCAGCAUGUAUUGAUAAAUGUGAAGACACUUUUAUCCACCGGGAUUGUAUUAGCUGUUGCCCACCAACCUGUACCUUUGAGAAAGAUUGCCUUGGAAGUAACCUUCAUUGCUUAGAUGGAUGCUACUGCCCAGAUGGGCUUAUUCUGGACAAUGGAACUUGCAUUUCUGUAUCUGAGUGUCCUUGUAUUUAUCAUGGCAGAGCUUUCCCUGUAGGCUCAACAAUUGAGCAAGAAUGUAGUAAUUGCAUUUGUAUUGGUGGAACUUGGAACUGUACUCAACAUGAUUGCCCAGCGGAGUGUUCAAUUGUUGGUGAUUCUCAUUUUACAACAUUUGAUGGUCGUCAUUACACCUUCAUUGGGAUAUGUCAGUACAUUUUGGUGAAAGGCACUGGGGAAGAUAAAUUUACAAUCACUUUACAGAAAACUCCCUGUGGUCAGAACCUUGAUCAAGCAUGCAUUCAGUCUGUAACACUUGUUCUUGAAGAUGACAUAAACAGGCAAGUGACUCUGAACCAGGGUGGUGAAGUUCAGUAUGGUUCUUCCAGCCAGGCAUUAAAUCUAAAUGGAUAUGUUGAAGUGCAGAACUUGUCUUCAUUGUUUGUGCAGCUGAAAACUAAAUUUGGCUUAAAAAUCCAUUUUGCUAAAGAUGGUGAAAGAGUUUAUAUUCAACUCAGCACUGACUGGAAGAGCAGAACAUUGGGACUUUGUGGAACUUACAAUGGGAAUUUGAGAGAUGAUUUUCUAUCUCCAGCAGGAAUGAUUGAGGGUACUCCACAGCUUCAUGCUAAUGCGUGGAAAGUUUCAUCAACAUGCCAUGUGCCUGUCAACAUCCCUGUAGUUGAUCCUUGUAACAUUAACCAACAAAAUGCUGGAUACGCAUCCCAGUGUGAUGUCAUCAAUCAAGAACUCUUUGCUCCAUGCCAUGUCUAUAUCGAUCCAGCACUAUAUUACCAACUGUGUCGCUUUGAUGCUUGCAAAUGUGGAAGCAGCUGUUUGUGCAAUGCCUUGGCUCACUAUGCUCAUAUAUGCAGAAAACAUGGAAUUAGUAUUGACUUCAGAUCCCAAGUCUCAUAUUGUGCAUUGGUGUGCAAAAGUGGUAUGCUGUACCACUCAUGUUCUUCUUUUUGUGAACAUUCCUGUUCUUCCCUUCCUGUCUUGGAUACUUGUGACCAUGACUGCGCUGAAGGCUGCAAUUGCCCCCAAGGAAAAUACUUUGAAGAUUCUAUCAACUUUUGUGUGCCAGUGACUAGUUGUCGGUGUUAUUAUAAAGGAAGAGGUUUUCAACCUGGGGAAAUUCUGCCCACACCAUCCGGCUCAUGCCAGUGUCUAAAUGGAACAAUGAGAUGUACGGAAGCUGCUGCAGUUCCUGCAGUCCAGACAUGUCCUGAAGGAAAAAUCUACUAUGAUUGCCGAUCUCAUGUACCUGGCUUGCCAUCUGCUGGAGUAAACUGUGAGCUGUCAUGUGCAAACCUAGCCAUGAACUUUACCUGUGCACCAUCUCCUCCAUGUGUAAGUGGUUGCAUUUGUCCUCCUGGGAUGGCAGAGCAUAAAGGAAAAUGUUAUGUGCCGGACAGUUGUCCAUGUACCUGGAAAGAUUGGGAAUAUAUGUCAGGUGAAGUGAUAGCUACACCUUGUUACACAUGUACUUGUCGGCGUGGGAUUUUUAAUUGCACUUACUACCCUUGUCCUGCUGUAUGCACAGUCUAUGGGGAUCGACACUACUAUACCUUCGAUGGACUAGAGUAUGAUUAUGUCAGUGACUGCCAGGUUUAUUUGGCAAAGGGUGUCAACAGUUCAAACUUGUCUAUAAUUGUUCAAAACAAGAAGUGCUUUGACAAUGACAUUGUCUGUUCAAAAAAUGUUUUUAUUUCUGUUGGAGAUGCUGAGAUUUUUUUCAGUGAACCCCUAAGCUUACAGAGGACAUUAGGGAAGCAUGAAAACAAAUCCAAAUAUCAGAUCUGGAAGGCUGGGUUUUAUACUGCAGUACACUUCCCAGAGGAGGAGAUCACAGUUCUAUGGGACAGGAAGACAACAAUUCAUAUCAAAGUGGGAGCUAAAUGGAAGGGUAAAUUGGCAGGCUUGUGUGGAAAUUUCGACAAAUACACCUCAAAUGAUCUGACUACAUCCAACAACAUGGAAAUAAAAAAUGCUCAGCUUUUUGGAGAGAGCUGGGCAAUAGGACGGUGUGCAAGUCCCAAUGAAACCAUAAAACCAUGUGAAGUCCAUCAGAGCAAGUUUCCUUAUGCCAAAAAGGAAUGCUCAGUAUUGUACAGUGAUGUUUUUGCCCCCUGUCGUAAUGUGAUUGAUGUGACAUCAUUUGUCAAAAACUGCCAUACUGACACAUGUAAUUGUAAUCUUGGUGCAGACUGUGAAUGUCUGUGUACAAGUAUUGCAGCGUAUGCACAUAAAUGCUGCCAGGAGGGUGCAGCGAUUCACUGGAGAUCGCCUUCUCUCUGUCCUUAUGACUGUGAUUAUUACAACCAAGGGCUUGGAGAAGGACCAUAUAUUUUGGCCAGCUAUGGUCAGAAUGACACUGUGAUAGGAGUCAAUAUCACCAGCAAAAAGAUCUUUCCUUUGCCUAGAAUCAGCAUCAGUGGAAGUGUCUAUUUUAAUUUUAUGUUAACUCCUGGUCUUGUGAAAGACAAGAUACUAUCUCCAUCUCUGGUUUCACUUGAAUCUGCUGAAAGACCAAACUAUUUCCUAUUUGUUCACGAUGACAGAAGUGUUUCCUUAGAACAGUGGGUUGCAAGCUCAGCAUUUCGUAGAAGAGCAACUUUCUUCCAUCACCAAGGUCUUUGGAUCCCAGGUUACAGUGCGUUCGAACUACAUCGCAAGAAAGGUUUCUUCAUUAUACUCACCAUCUCUGCCGUGAAAGUGGCAAAGUAUGACAAUUCCGAAGAAUUCAAACGCUCCAGCAGCUUCAGUAUAGAGGAACUGCGUGCAGCAGUGCCUUAUAGGAGGAUGUGUGAAUGGAGAUAUGAGCCUUGCACAAGUCCUUGUGUUAAAACCUGCAGUGAUCCUGAAGGAAUAGCAUGUACAUUUCUUCCACCCGUUGAAGGAUGCUUACCGUAUUGCCCUAAAGAUAUGAUUCUUGAUGAAGUCACAAUUAAAUGUGUUUAUCCAGAAGACUGCAUACCUGUGAAAUCUACAGAAUCAUCAGGGACAAAGCCUACCUUACUAAGUACUCAACUAGUAGACACAAUAGAAACAUUUUCUCAAGUGCCUCCACUAUUUGUUACUGGAGGGGUAACAUUUAAUCUGACCACCAAAACCACAACUAAGAAAAUAAGGACUAAAGAACAAAUGCUUCUAGGUUUUUAUUCAACAGAAACAUCUCAUGCAAGUACAACUUUAUUUGAUAGCUUCAGUACACCAUCUGCAUUAUUUGGAUCUUCAUCUCCAACAACCCUCCCAACUAGUUCAAGAAUCUCAACAGCUACAGCAAAAACAACAUCCUACAGUACAAGUCCCACUUUUGUUAUGCCAUUGCCCUCUGAAACUACAGCUAUGACACCAUUGACAACCUUUCUUCUAACAACCACAUUCACAAAACCAUUAGGAUCCACAGCCACUUCUGCCAUAUUAUCUACAUUAACUGUUGAGCAAGGUUUUGCCCCUACUGAAAUACCUAAAAGCACCUUAACAACCAGAAGUCUUUCCACAAGUCCUUCGCAAGUGUCAAUUGGCGCUGCAACUCGAUCCUUAUUAACUGAACAGCAAUCUCUUCCAAGCCCCAUGUUGUUUACACAAUCACCACUAACACAUGCAUUUACUGUGAUUUCAAAAAGUAAGUCUUAUUUGUCUCCAUCACCCACAACCAUGUCUCUAGUUCCCUUUUUUACUUCUAGUCCUACUGUAGCUACAAAGUCUAUGCAUAGCACCUCAGCUUCAUAUGUAAUGACAAUCCAACCUGAAUUAAAAACAAAAACUAAAACAUCAAAAACACUUCUAACCACUAAAGUUCCCUUAACUACCAAACAUUUUUCUAUAACUUCAGAUAUACAUAGUGGAAUAUCACCUUCAAUUGCUACUCAAAGACCUACAACAAUACUAUCUUCAUUGGGUUUGAAUGUCACACAUGCAAUGUCUACAUUAGUGUGGCCUCCAAUUACAUCUCAGAGAUCUAAAGCAACUGGGGACGUUACCAUUGCUUCAAAAAGUUUUCAUAUCGGACCUUCUGCAGGUUCUCUUCCAAGUGUUCCUCAAGCUUCCAAACCAUUUUUGUCAAGUAUAGUUUCUAAAGAAAGUAAACACGCACUGCAUACAGAUUCAUCUCCAGUGCCAACUACUUCUUUGAGCUCAUUGAAAUUUGUUGGGACCAGGACUUUGCCUAGUAAUACUUCAUUUUCACCUAUAAAGACGCCACACGAUAUAGUACAAACAACUUCAACAGCCAGUAUGGAUAUGCUUGUCCCAAACACAGAAUUAAAAACUUCAUCUUUAGUUCACAGUGUAGAUACAUUUACUGCUUCUGCAGAGUUUCCAGGAAUGUCAUCUUUUACAAGUCCAUUGGUUUCAUUCCCAGUGUUAACACAGUCUUCUGUUCCUCAGAUCUCUGUUUCAGCGUCUCAUUCUGAACACUCAUCAGUAAUUCCCCAAACUGGUACCACUCCUAGUCUGAUACCAAUUACUACUCACAUACAGAUGCCAGGGGUAUCACUUGGUGAAAAAGUUACCUCAAGCAGCCCAGAUUCAUAUCUUGCAGCAUUGCCUUCAGCGGAUUCUUUGUUGGCAUCAAGUGUGGAUAUUUCCACAAUACAUGCUACAUCUUUAACUCCUUUGGAGGUCUCAGAUGUAAUUAUGCCAUCUUGGGUAGCUACAAGUUCGAUGACUACUCCAGUGGAUCAUAGAACAUUGACUUCAUUACAAAGUACAUUCAGUACUCAAUUUACCGAGCAAGCAACACAGCCAGCAUUAACGGUGGGUUCAAGUUCAAAUAUUACAUCAAUUCUGGAGGCUGUUACCGAAAAGUAUUCACUUAGCCCCUCUGUUAGUUUACUGCUUUCAUCUGUGGGCACAAUAGGGCCUCCCAAAGCUCCACAAGUUACUGAAUUUUCUUCUGCCAGUUCCAAAGUCCACACAGAUAUUGUAUCAGUCCCAAUUCCUGCUACCUUUCAAACAACUAUGUAUGUUCCAAAUGUUACUUUGAUUACAUCUAGACCUUCCACCGAAACCUUCAGAACAACGCCCAUUAAAAUGGAAGUAGUGACUACCUCAGGUGGGGUAGAACUGAGUAUGGCACAGACCUCUGAACUUCAAAAUGCAACUUCUGCUAUGGAAACUAUGCAUGCUCUAGCACAUAAUCAAACCUCAAAAUUACAGGAAAGUGCAAGCACGGAAGAACCAUCGUUACUCCCAAUUCAGGUGACUCCAUCUAUAGGUGAAGGCAGCACUGUGUCUGUGAAAACAGUCUCUCUCUCAGAUGUGACAGAUAUAACCGUUUCCGAUUGGUCUAGAAUUCCUCCACCAAAAUCAGUUAGACCUUACUACAGUAUGACUAAACCACAGCAAAUAAGGAUCACUAGCAUACCAAAUGUCACAAUAACAGAUUCAUCACACUCUACUUCAGUGUCUCUGGGAACACAAACAUCACAGGUGGAAAUGGGAGUAAUGACAACAGAGGGUGCAGAAUUUGCCUCCUUUGGCACAAUGGUUCAUUCCUUUAUGUCUGCAACAUAUCCAGAAUGCACGCCACGGUAUCUCGAUCCAGUAGACCAGUGUUCUCAGUAUGUGUGCAUUAAUAUGGGAUGGAUGCUGUACAACCUUUCAAGGAACUGUCAUAGAAAUGUGGAGAAACCAAACUGUGGUUUUCGAGGGAUGCCAGUUCAAAUUAACAGUGACAGCUGCUGUCCAGAAUGGGAAUGUCCUUGUCAGUGUUCUGUCCUUUCUGAAUUGAGCAUUAUUACAUUUGAUGGAAAUAACCUUGCACUGUAUAAAGCAGCCUCCUACAUUUUGGUCAAAUUACCUACGGAAAUUAUUGUGGCUCAUAUUGAAAAGUGUCCUACUAAUCAGAGUGCAAAUUCAAUAAGAAAGCUUGCACUGCCUGGAAGUGCUUCAGGUCUCUGUUUUAAGAAACUUAACGUAACAACUCCAUUAUAUACAGUACUUAUCAAUCGUUUAGCCAGAAAGGUUGUUGUGGAUGCAAUGAUCCAGUCUUUGCCCUUCUCGAAAAAUGGCUUAUGUAUUCAAGACACAGGUGCUAUGUAUGUAAUCAAUACACCAGCUGGCAUCAACAUUAAAUGGGCCCAUGUUACUGGCAUUAUAGAUAUCCAGUAUGGCUUUCACUCGAAUAUAUCUACCAAAGCAGAAGGACUCUGUGGUGUCUGUAAUGGGGAUCCAGUUGAUGAUUUGAAAAUGCAGAACAGAACAGUGAUCACGAAUAUGGAACAAAUUGAGGCUUUCAUAAAGAGUUGGCAAAUUGAGAAAUCCAUUGAUGUAACGACAAGAAGACUUAUAAGAAAUUGUACAGAAGAUAAUUGCACAUAUUGUAUGGAACUCUUAAACAGAUGGGUUUUUGCUCCUUGUCACAAAAAGGUUUCACCACAAGACUUCUGUGAGAAAAUGUGGAUCAACAAUACCUACUUUUGGAAUUAUGAAUGUGAUGCACUUUCUGCAUAUGUAGCAUUGUGUAACAAACAUAAUAUUUGCAUUAAAUGGAGAACACCAGAUUACUGUUCACUCAGUUGUCCUGAGGGGAAAGAAUACCAGCCUUGUGUGCAACCCUGUGCUGCCAAAACAUGUCUAAAUAAGUGGUUUUAUGAAGAAUCGCCAUGCUCCUAUUUAAGAGAAGACUGUGUUUGCAAAAAUGGGACCAUUCUUCAUAGAACAGCCUCUGACCUCUGCAUUCCAGAAGAAAAAUGUGCCUGUACUGAUAAUGACGGGUAUCCCCACUCAGCUGGAGAGGUUUGGAAUGGCUCCAAUAAAGGAUGCUGCAUGUAUAAAUGUUUGGAGAAUGGGAGCAUUAUUUCUAUAGAGCCUGAAUGCAAAAAAGAGCCAUCUCCAAUAUGUCAGCGGGAGGGAGAAGUGAUUAUUAAUAUUAUUGAAGAAAGAGCUUGCUGUCCAAAGAAAAUCUGUGAAUGCAACAUGACCUUGUGUGACUCUAUCAUACCAAAGUGUAAAAGUACAGAAAAACUGAUAGCUGUGUACAGACCAUAUUACUGUUGUCCUCAGUACAGAUGUGAUUGUGACCCAUCAGCAUGCCCAAAUGCUUCCCGCCCUGAAUGCAGAGAAGAUCAGUUUAUUGUUGAAGCAAAACGGGAAGAUCCUUGCUGCUUCUCUUAUUUGUGUGUUUGUGAAUCCUGCAUUGAACCUAUCCCACUAUGUAAUGAAGGAGAAAUUAUCACUGUAGAUCGUAGCACUACGCACUAUUGUUGCCCUCACUACCACUGUGUCUGUGAUGAAGCUCUCUGUCACGUACCUCUUCUGAAUUGUUCUGCUGAUAUGAAGUUAGUGAAGAAAAGAGUACCUGGACAGUGUUGCCCAGACUGGACUUGUGAUUGUGAUUGUGAAAAUGCUACUGUACCAGCUUGCAAAGUGGGAGAAAUUCAGAAAAUAGAUUCUAAUGUUUCUGGCAUGUGUGGAUGCCCUCAGUACAUUUGUGAAAAGGACAAUGUCUGUGUAUUCCAAGAAGUAACCAUUUUGAGCCCUGGUCAAGCCAUGAUUCAAUAUUUGAAUGGAGAUCUUUGUUACACAGCAAAAUGUUCACAGGAGAAAGAUCCCAGCACAGGAUUUCAUGCUAUGGACCUGAUAGUAGUAAACUGCUCCCAGAAAUGUGAAGAUCACCAAGAAUACGUUCCUUCUCUUAGCCAGCACUCUUGUUGUGGUUCUUGCAUAAAUGUAUCAUGCCUCUUCGAUUUUGACAAUGGAACCCUAGUUGUUUAUGAAGACGGAAGCACAUGGGUCUCAAAUUGUAUUAUAUAUGAGUGUACAAAGACUGCUAUAGGAGCAAUAGUACUUGGAUCCAGCAUCAUUUGCCCACCUUUUAAUGAGACUGAGUGUACAAAGAAUGGAGGCACAAUACAGACAUUUAAUGAUGGCUGCUGCAAGACCUGCAAAAGAGAUGAUAGAAUUUGCCAAAAGGUGACAGUCAGAACAACUAUAAGGAAACAGGACUGCAUAAGUCGGAGUCCUAUCGAUGUGUCUUCUUGUGAUGGAAAAUGUCCCUCUGCCACAAUUUUUAAUGUCAACAUUGAUAGCCAUUUAAGGUUCUGCAAAUGCUGUCGUGAAAAUGGAGUGCAGAAUCUAACUGUGCCACUCUACUGCUCAGGAAAUGACACUGAAAUUAUGUAUAUGAUCCAGGAGCCUACAGACUGUUCAUGUCAAUGGACCUGAGAAUUAUAAGGAUAAUGUAGGAAAUGCAUUCAAAUGGAAAUAUAUGUUUAUUAUUGUAUUAACAUUUCAUAAACAGUUUAUUAAUAUAUACAUAUUAAGAAAUGUAUUUGAAUAUUAUAUUAAAAUAGUAUAUGUUGUCAUAUAUACAACAGU